Messenger RNA from Pelodiscus sinensis (Chinese soft-shelled turtle), 5146 nucleotides. The record is from RefSeq and is a predicted model, not a curated record. Lineage: Eukaryota; Metazoa; Chordata; Testudines; Trionychidae.
UGGACUGGGGGAAGGGGUCCCUAGGGUUCCUCUAACAGCUGUGGCCCAGGAGGACGGUAGAGUUGCUGACCUUUGAGUUUAGAAACCAGGGGUUUGGAUUGGGAGGGUUUCUGAGUUAGUGUCCCAGGGAAGGGUGCAACUGUGAAGGCAAAGGUCAGUGUGAGGAGAGGCUGAGGAAGAUCAGUGUUUUGAGGUCUCCUAAUACAGGCAUCUCCUUCAGGAAGGCGAAAUUCAGCGUGCCUGGCCGUUCUUGGGCACUGACUGUCUUGUGGCACCUCUCAUGGGUGAACUACUUUGCAAUGAUGGCAGAUCUCAGCUGCUGUUCUCAAAUGCUUUUACUGAGGAUGGAAGAGAGACCAAGCUGAAAAAACAAUUUUUUUGCAGACUUCUUCAUUGCUUGCUAGAAUGUUUCUUAUGAAUGCCUCUCCUUUGAUAGCUCUGCAGACAAAAUGGGAGUCCUUUGGACAAUCAAAGAGUUGUAGAUACCCUGUUUGCUUCUCUGAAUCUGAAGAGGAUGUUACUAGAGCAUCUGUAAGUGCUAAAGUUCAGAUGAUCAUAAACAACCUACAAAGUCAAGAGUCUUCUCUGGGUAUGAACAAUGAUUAUGAUUGUAUUACACAUAAAAAACAAAAGGGAGGAAAAAGGGGUAACAGACUUACACCUAGCACCAGGGUGCUGCAACAUCACACUAAAUAUGCCAAGCGUGGUUGCCCUGCUGAUUCUGAUGGCACAGAAGUGGAAGACAGUUCAGAGUUUGGGACCCUCCUGUUGGAUUCAGAUAGUGAUGAUUCUGUUGACCGAGACAUAGAGGAAGCCAUUCAAGAGUACUUGAAAAAGAAAAGCAAGAGUAUUCAGCCGUUGCCAAGCAAUGCAGAGUGUUCAGAUAGAACAGAAGGAGACAAGAGGGUCAAAAGGGAACUCUCACAGAACAAGGUGACUAGUAAUCUACUUCCUAUGACAUGUACAACCAAAAUGGUGACUGAAGGCUUCAUUUCUGACCAUUUGGGAAUUUGUGAAAAGCUCCGGUCUGCUUCACCUCUGAGCAUCAGUAGUGAUGACUCUUUUGAACAGAGUAUACAUGCUGAAAUUGUACAGUUCUUGAAUGAAAAGAAACAGCAAGAAACUAGGAAGUGUGUAAUUGUGGAGGAUAAAAAACUAGAACGGAGAGAGACUCAAAUGACAUCUAUGUUUAAAUGUAACAAAGAAUCGACUAACAAAGCAAACCGCAGUAGUUUAAAGCAAGGAUGCAAAGCACUCCUUUUAAGGCACCGGCCCAAACUAAGGAAGACAAAUGUACAAUCUAAGUGUUUGAAAUCUAAAAUCAGUGAAGAGCCUAGUGAUUUUAGGAAAGCAAACCAAGCACAUUUUAAAAUGACUGCUACUAGCCAACCCUGGGUUAUAGAGCAAAAUAAAGAAGGUGAAACCAAGAGAAAUUUCUGCAAAACCGGAGGGGAACAAAUUAUUGAAAGCACACAUUUAUCUGAUUCAAGUAGUGAUGAUGGUAUUGAAGAGGCCAUUCAGCUUUAUCAGCUGGAAAAAAUCAAGAAAGAGGCAAAUUCUACAGCAGACUCGCAAAAACGUAUAGCAGAUAUUUCUGCUAGCCUAACAAUUAGCUCAACAAAGAGCGCAUCAGCAGAAGACCCUAAAAAAACCUUAAGCAGCAAAAGGAGAGAGCUUAGUACAAAGUCUACACAAUUAAAAGGCACUGGCAAUGAAGAUAACAAACUGUUUAAGCCAUUGAAAAAAGCCAGAAAUUGUACGUCUCCAGUUAACAAAAUUGCCAAAUGCGAGCUCACGCUGCAGGCUUCUUGCAGGGCAGACACGGCCGCAGAACUCAUGUGUGCAGAAGCAAUCCUUGACAUUUCGAAAACAAUAAUGCCACCCCAAAUGGGAAGUGAGGACAGAUCACUUGCAGCCAACCCUUUCUUCUAUCCCCAAAGCAUGCCUUCCGCCCACUGUGAAAGUGACAGCAGCCCUGUGGACAGCGAUGAUAGCAUAGAGCAAGAAAUCAGGGCUUUUUUGGCUCUCAAGGCACAGUCAGAUAGUCUUAUAACAAAACCUGAUAACCUGUCUCACUCUGCCCAAGGGCCUUUGCCUUCUGAACCUAACCGUGUAAUUGGUGGUCUUGAACCUUCUCUCCCCAAAACAUUGAAUCUAUCGUUGAGUCGUAAAAGGAGACUUAAAGUGGAAAGCAAAGUGGUGAAGCAGAACAUUGACAAUAAAACAGAAGGGAUGGAGAUGGUGUGUACUCCAGCGGGUUAUGGUAAUAGCCCCACAAUCCCAAUUUUGCAAGGUGGGGGUAGCUUGAAUAGCCAUAGAAAAGCUUGUGAAGCUGAUGACAAAGGAACAAGUCAGCAGCUGACCUCUACAGAAUUAACUGGGCUUGUGGACAAGCAUAUGGUGGCUUUAGGCAUCACAGAUAAUUUAAUGCAGGUUCAUGAUAACACAAGAGAACUGAUAAAAAAUACAGUCCAAGCUCAAGAGGGAGAUGGUACAGAUGACAAGAGCAGUUCUCUGGACAGCGAUGAAGAUCUUGAUAGUGCUAUCAAAGACCUCUUACGGUCUAAGAGGAAACUAAAGAAAAAGUCCAAAGACCAAAAAUUCCAAUGCAAGAAGAAAGUCAGAUUUGGUGAGACAGAAACCCAGCUGUUGGAUGAACUUAGUGGCCUCCAGCCAGAGGACUGGAAAUGCAAAAGUCCUAUUCUGCUGAAAAGCUGCCUCUCAAAAUCACGUAAAGAUAUUAAGGAAAAUGCAGUUAGAAGCCCCCAAAACAACAUAAAUUGCAAGCUGUCUAAGGGAAGACCAGAAAGUAUAAAUGACUUACAGUUUGCAUUGCAGUUUAAAAACGAAUGUAAACCUAAACCAGUUUCCAACCAGAAUAACCUGGAGGCAGCUAAAAAUAAAAGAUGUUCUUUGACAGCUACUUCAGCAACAGAUGACAGCAGCUCUGUAGAUAGCGAUGACAGCAUUGAACAAGAAAUUAGGAAAUUUUUGGCAGAAAAGGCUAAGGACUCUGCAAGAAAUAUGGAAAUACAAAGGGAUAACUUAACUGCUGACCCACUGAGAGUUGCCAAACCACGUGCAAAUAAAGGAAAAACCAAGCAUCAGCUAACAGAAAAUGAGACUGACGUGUUAUCAGAUCAGAGUAAAAAGACUAAAAAGGUGUCUCAGCAAACAGAGGAGUUGAAAAGCUCUCGGAGAACUGUCAGACAAAGUGCAAUAAUUCACGAUGGUGGGAAAAGCGCAUCCUACACAGAGAAUGUGUACCUCCAUACUACAGUGGAGUUGAAGGCUGAGCAAGGAACAGCAUGGGCUAAAGGUGUAGCUGCUGGUGGUAUAUCUAUAAAAGGAAAUUCAUUAGGUAAAAAGAGUGCUAUAGAUCCUAAGCAGAAAAGUCCUCCAUCUGCACACAGCAAAGGAGAUGGUUGUAAAUUGCAAAAUUACUAUAAAGCUAAAUCUAAUUCCAAAAGAAAUAGCACCUUUCAGUUAAAAAUUUCCAGUAAAUUUAUAGCUGGUCUAAAAUAUGCUCGCGAUAGGAAGAAAUCUGUGCUUUUAAACAAAAGGCAAAAUACAGAACUUUCAUUUCCCCAUAGCAGCACAUUAAAGACUGCAGUAGCUCUCCCGAAUGUUUGUGCACUUGAGAGGAGAAGUGGAGACCUGAUGCAAAAUGGGAACAUUGGUGGAGAGGGAAAGACAGAAAUAAAAGAAGCAAAUUUUACUCCGAGCCUCGUAGUAGCAGAGACAGGUCUCCAUAUAGCAGAAACAUGUGAAAAACUGGAGACUGCUCCUUUGCAUGUUAAAACUGAAGAUGAUAAUUGCAGAAAGGAAAACACUUUGGGAGACAAGCAGAUGUAUUGCAGCUCAGAUUCAAAUCCAGAUCCCCCAUUACAGCAACCUAUCAUGGCAGAAGUAAAAGGGGACAAAAUUAGCAUAGAUACAUUAGUUUUGGAGAGCCAAAACAUGUGCAUUAAGGAGGAGGAAGGAGAGAGCCCUCAGGACAGCAACAGGAAGGAAGAAAUUAAUGUAGCCAGUUCUAAUAUGGAAGGGAAAAUGUUAGCCCAGCAAAGUAGGAAAGUUGAUUGUAAAGAGGACCAUGUUCAGGAAGCUUUAGACAGAAGUUCUGCAGAAUUUAGUGACGUAGCUGUAGAGGAAUGCACAAGUUCCCUGGUGAAAGGCAAGGUGUCAGAUUUUUCUUUAAGAACGUCUAUUGAUCCUGGAUUGACAAUACAACCUUAUAUAACUUUAUCUCCAACACAGCUAUGUGAAAAGCUUUCUUUAAAAAUCCAGAAUGAAAGGAGAGAAUUCCAGACAAAGAAUUGGAAACAAUGGAAGAAAUGAAAACAUGCCCUGAAGUCCUAGAACAGAAGUGGUGAAUGAGAAAGCAAAGGGUUGAUUUUUUUCCCCCUAAAUUACUUUUUCUUUUUUUUGGAAGCCAUAUGAUAGAUAACAAAAAUAAAAGCCGUUUGGGCAAAUUUUGGCCCUGGCUUUAUUGUACUUGUUCAACCCUAUUGACAGGUUAUAAAUGAAAGCAGAAUUUUGCCAAAUAUUUCUGUAUUUGAGAUCAUCAAAUAUUGUGUGUUGUAAUAGUGAAACUACACAAUGGGCCUCAUCCAAAACUCUUUGAGGUCAAUGGGGACUACAGGAGGUUUAGUUCAGCACCAUAUUUUUGGAUUUGUUUAUUCUAAGUUCAUGCCUUUAUUAGACUUACUAUUCACUUUCAUAUUCAAGUGUUUAAUUACUGAUCUUGUUAACUAGUAACAAAGUAAACUCGCUUUUCUUGUAGUUUUAAAAGCAUUGCCAUGCCAUGCUCAUAUUCAGUUUGGUUUUAUGGCAAUAUAAAAUGAUCCAAGUAAGAGAGAAAUUUUCUUAAGAAAAUAUUAUGAAAAAUAUAGGUUGUAGUAGUACAUAGACACACACAUUUUCUGUUAUACCAAAUAUUCCUUUCAGCUGGAAAAUUAUCAUAGCUUCUAGUUAUAUAUUAAGUGUAUCAAACUCUGAAACUAGGAUAGUGUCUCAUCCACAGAGGUAUUCAGAGCUAUUGGUAGAAAUGCGCUGUGAAGUUAGCACUGCACUGGAGUACUUUGUAUACAUAUGACAUAGGUGCAUUGGUUGUAUAACUGCAAUUGCAUUAAAACUUUAGAAAAUA